AUGGCAGUCGACCAUCUGAUAGCUCCAUGUAAACUCUCUUUUCUGAGUAUAUCUUGGAACAAAUUCAGAUGAAUAAAGGUUCUAAGAAACCGGGUCAAACCCGAGUUUUCGAUUACAACAAAAAUGCGUGAUAAUUCCUACUCUGAGAAAAAAUACAAGGUAAGAUAAGCGUCCACGUCUUGGAUUCUUCAGUUUCGAAAGAUUUCCUGCGCUAGUGCACGCGAUUUUCUUCAAGAAAAACAAGUUCUGCAGGAUGAAAAUCCCCCGUGAUCCAAUCCAAAACCCUUAACGUUGACUGUGGAAGAAGAGAAAUGGGUUUGUAGUUAUUGUACCUCAAAGAUGAGCCUAAAGUUUUGUUAAAUGACGUCAAUAAAAUAGUUAUUGGGGGUGGGUACAUGAAAACUACAAUAAAAUAAGAUUAAGAUAUCGUAGUACUACCCCCCAUCUAUAACAUACCAAUCAGCCAUGGUUGAUAACCAGACCCUACCUCCCUCUUCUCCAGACCCUAAACAACCAGUCCUCAUGGAAGAAGGUCAACUCCAUCCUCAACCCCAAUUCCUCCUCACCUGGUCGACAUGGGGGUAGGAGAGAGAAAGCAAGAGAGAGAGAGAGAGAGAGAGAGAGUCCCCCCCACCAAUUAGUCAUUGAGAUGACGUUUGCCUUACCUAUUGGCAAGAAAUUAACAUAUUUUAUGAAAUAUUGAGAACCAAGUUCAUAAAGUAGUCUGCUUUCCUAAAGACAAUCUGUGGGUCCAUCAUUAAACUUCCCGUUAUUCCUCUAUCGUCCUCACUCACGGGUGGAACUUAAAUAAAAAAUAAAACAAUAGAACGAUUAUGCAUAUCAUUAUUGUCCCCUAAAAAUUAUAAGAACAUAGCGCACUAAUAACGGGUCAUAAUAUCGCGUGAUCUGCUAAAAAAACAUUCGGUAAUCACCAAAACAAUGGUUCUAAAAAUAUAUCUAUACUUUAGAUUGAACGAGAUAAAUUAUAUAAAAAAAUAGCACGCGAAAAGCACGUGUGCUAUCCUCGUGAGCAAUGAGCUUAAAAUACCAAUAUCUUCUCCGAAUCUUGGUCAAACAAUCAUCAUCUCAUUGCACCGACAACCUGUUCCUAAUGCUGCCAACGCGGUCCCGUGUCGAUGUACAUGGAAGCGGUGAAACCAACCCUUCUAAGCGUGCGCCUCUCGUCCGCCCAGAACUAUAAGAAAGGCGGCGGCGAUGCUGGCGCAGACAGACUGCACCGUCUGUUUUCCGACGAUCUGCUCGGCGACGCCAACAUGCCAGGAACCGAUGAGGACGCCGGAGUCCUUCGGAGCGCCGCCGUGGCGCCGGGUACGCGUCGCCCACCUUCCGAUGGCGCCCGGAUCGUAGACCCCUCGCUCUAUAGAGACGAGGAGAGGAUGAAGACGGAGCUCAUCUUGUGGGCUAAGGCCGUCGCCUUUGACGCCGUCUGUUCUUCAAGGCUUCCUCGCCAUGCGUAA
This is a messenger RNA of Spirodela intermedia, 1478 nucleotides long. The record is from the annotation of a GenBank genome assembly. NCBI's taxonomy places the organism in Eukaryota, Viridiplantae, Streptophyta, Magnoliopsida, Alismatales, Araceae.